Leptomonas pyrrhocoris is the source of this 725-nucleotide messenger RNA. RefSeq lists its product as hypothetical. The transcript has a single exon. Lineage: Eukaryota; Euglenozoa; Kinetoplastea; Trypanosomatida; Trypanosomatidae. Bases 267 to 725 code for a protein of 152 amino acids. The record is from RefSeq and is a predicted model, not a curated record.
GAGAGAGGGACAACUCUCAUUGUUUUUUUUUGUUGUGUGUGUUUUACGCAAUAACCGUCGACUGGAAGCAAAAAGGAAGAAGAGUACAAAAUCAGCACAUCUGUAACCUAUACCGAAAAGACGUCGCUCAACACUGGAUCAGCUCUUUGCUCUAAAAAUACAACAAAGAAGGUGCGGCGCCUCCUUUCUUUCAACUACCUUUUUCUUCUUGUUGCACGCAAAGCCAAUAACACCACCGAAACUUUUAGCGCUGUGUGUCACAAAAAAUGAUGCAACGCAACGUCGGUCGUCUCUUUCUCGGUGGCUUCACCAGCGGCUUUUCGAAAGGAUUCUCUGGCGGUGGUGGUGGUCAGGGGUUCAACUUGUUUGGCGGCAAAGGUGGCAGCGGCGGUCUUGGCAACAUGGGCGGCGCUGGCGGGAGCUCUCCUUUCGGUGGUCCCCUGGGUGGUUUCAUGGACAAGGCGUUAGAGUGGUGCAGCGAGUCCCACGCCCGCGACAUUGCGCGCGAGAUGGGCGUGGACCUGCGCAACAUCAAGUUUGAGAAGACGCCAGAAGGCGGAAUGAACGUUAUGGUGGACGCGCCAAACGCGACGCCUUUGCAGAUUGAGCAGCUCGGCAAACGCGUGCAGGAGGAGUGUCCGGUGGCGCGGUUUCGCAAAACGCAGGUGAAGUCACCACAACAAGCAAUGAAGUGGGUGCAGCUGCCAUCAAAUUACGAUCGAUAA